Molecule: messenger RNA, 5629 nt
Organism: Stegodyphus dumicola
Lineage: Eukaryota; Metazoa; Arthropoda; Arachnida; Araneae; Eresidae
Source: RefSeq, a predicted model, not a curated record
UUGGGAUGUCGUAGUCGUGCGAAUUUUGAUAUUAUUAUUUUUUAUGUGUUAGAACGUGUGUUGAUAAAUUUCUCUGUUUACAACAUUAACAAAGUCUCAGACUUCCUAUAAAAUAUACGCGUAUUUUUUGGAAAAAACCUCUAUGCAUGUUGAAAACGGCAGUCGAGAAUUGAAAAAUUUUCUUUUUGAGAUAAAAAUAUCUGAAAAGAUGAAAGUAAUCAUGUAUGAAAGCACAGAAUUGUGAUGGGCUGAUAUUCUCUCAUCGGACUGCUAUCUGCUGAUGUUCUUUCUAGGAUAAGCUCAAAUCUUUACUAUGUAGCUGGAACAGGGUUUUAAUGCAGUUCUGGAUACAUAUUAUCCACAAAAAUAAGAAACUGAGAUUAAAAGAAAAUAAAUAUGAAGAUUUCAGAAGCAAAGUUUUAUUCAUUACUGAAAAGUGAUUCUGGAUGUUCUGAGUUAUCCAUUUACAAAGAAUACUCUUUAAAUCCUGAAUGUGUAGUUCCAAUUACAAGCAAAGAAAAUGAGAGAUGUGAAGUGUCUGACCACUCAUCUAGUGUAAGUAAGGCAAUGUCUUGGAAUACAGAUGUACAACAGAAAACUGUGCUGGCAAAUAUAGAAACACAUGAAAAUUCUUCAUUUAUUCAGCCAUGCUCUGUUUCUAUACCUAGAAUUGAUCUGGAAAAGUAUGUCUACCAGAGAGAUACAGUAGACUUCAACGAGAACAUUUCAGAUCCAUUAAAUUCAUCAUCAUGCUCAAGCUUUGAUACAAGGACAGAUAUGGAUGGAAUGAAGCUUGAAAUGAUUGAGCGUUAUUUAGAUAAUUGUGCUACAAAUUUUGCUGUUGAAAACGAAAAUCAAGUAUCAUUUCUUUAUGACAAGGAGUCUUCAGAGAUUAGUGAAAAUAGGAAGCCAUUUGAUCUAGACAGUGAAGAGGAUUGCAGGCCAUUCUCAUUUACAAAACAGAAUAAUGUAGAUAAUUCUUCAGCCAUUGAGAGAAAUAGUAAUGCAUGUUUUACUUCAGUCUCAUCAGAAAGUGAUUACUUAAAUACUCCAGACACAUUGAAUAUAUCUACCAAAAAUAGAAUUUUCCGUGAACAUUUUAAAAAUCCUUCAAAAUAUUAUAGUUUGAAGCAGUGUAGUGUAGUUGUGAACAAAAUGAAUGUAGAUGGUUGCCUUAUUUCAGAAUGUCUGAAUAGAGGGAAAAAAGCGCUAAUAUCGGAUAAUUCAAAUUGUAUUGAACAUGAUAAUUUGUCCUCUAUACAGACUGGAAAUUCAUUUGAUGAUACAAAGAAUGCUAACAUCAAAGGGGGAUAUAAAAAGUUUCAAAAUAAUAAUUGUUUCAGUGAGUGUCAUUCAGAAAUCAGUUCAUUUUCAAUAAAGGGGAAAGCAUUUUCUUGUUCUUCAAAACCAUCUAAUGUAAUUGAUUUUGAUAGUCUGCAAAAUGAACAUGAGAAAGAAAUAUAUUCUGAAAACAGUGAAUCAGAAGGAAACAGAGAUGCUUUGUUUGUGAACUCUGCAAGAAGAAAACAAAUAGAAAUGUCAAAAAUGGUGCUAAAAAAGAAAUGUCAUACUAAAAAUAUCAAAAAUGGAGAUAAUUCAUUUAGCCUUUGUGAAAUUUCUGAAAGUGAGCAAAGGAGACAAAACCAUACCAAAGGAGACAAAACAACUAAUCAGAAGCAAAGAAUGAGGAUAAGCAGUUCUAAAAAAUAUAGGAAUUUUUCCCAAAGAAAACAUAAUAAAAUUUUAGAAUUUGAAAAAGAUAUUUUGAGUGCUAAACAAUCAGCUUUCAUUACUGAAACUAAAUUGAGAUUUAAUGAUGUUCAUGUGCCUUCUGAUGGCACACAUCUUGAAAAACAAAAUAUUUUAAAACAUAAAGAAAAAACUGAUAUGAUAAUAUUAAGUAACACACAUGCAAAAGGAAAUAAAUUAUCUCUGGAAAGUAAUAAAACUACAGAAUACCAAGAAUAUGAACCUUAUUUCAGAAAAUACGAAAGUGAAGGAAUGAUCAAGAUUAACUGCAUUAGAAAAGAAACAAAAGAUAAGUUUAUACCUAAUAAUAGUAAAAAAGUUUUAAACUUCACUUCAAAUUUAAUUUCCAAAAAUGUUCGUAAUGAUAAGAUAAGAUUCAACAAAACUGGCUUUAAUUUGUAUUCAGGUUCUACUGUUUUGGGAAAUAAAAAAAUUAAUAAUUAUGCAUUAGAUAAUGCUAAAAUUUCUAUCUCAUAUGAAAAUGAUAAAGAGCUGCAGAUAAUGGAAAAUAAAUAUGGUUUGAAACCUUGUAGUGUACCCCUGCUUAAACUUCCAUUAUCAUUAUAUACCAUGCAGGUAUCAGAAUAUCAAGAUAAUUUUAGCUCUUGUUGCAAAGCAAAUGGUGAGAAAAAUAAAAAUAAUAUGCAUUAUUUAAAGACAAAAAUUAAGACAAAUAAUGCAAAAUCUAAUUACGAAUUCAAAAGAAAGCAAAUGAGAAAAAAACAUACUCUGCCAGUAGGAGCAAGAAAAAAAUGUAAUAUGUUUGUUUCUACAAAAGGAUGUUUUAAAUUAAAACCAGAAGUUCUUCGUAAAAGCACUGAAGUCAUUGAAUCUUGUAGUGAGUCAGAUGUGGACAUAACUGAAUGCAAUAAGAAUGGAAGUGAAUGUAAAGCUGAGAUAGGGUAUCCUAGAUAUAAAAAGAAACUUCAAAUUAGUGCUCCAGAAAGUGGCAAAUUUAAAAAGAAUGCAGAAUGUAGCAUUUUAAAGUCCAGAAAGAAACAAAAUAGAAGAAACUUAGAUAAGAAAAAAUAUGAACCUGUAAUGCAAGAAGCACCAUUUAGAUUUCAACUUAGAAAAAGAGGUUUUAGAGGUGAUAUUGAAAUCAUUGAAAUAAGUGAGACUAGUGAAUGUGAUAGUGAUGUUAAAGAAUGUCAUUAUGAUAAAACCUCAGAAAAUAUUUCUGAUAUUAGUGACUGUGAUAAUGAUAUUAAAAAAUGUCAAAGUGAUAAAAUCUUGGGAAGAAAAGUGUAUGGCAAAGAAUCCAGAAAAUUUAAUGAGGAAAAAGUGUCACAAAAACAGACUUGUAACAAAUACAGAAUUCAUACUUUUCCUUUAAGUAAGGAUGAAAAGUUAAAAAUUAGGAAAUCAUUUUUAGAAAAAAAAGAAAGAUGUGAUGUGAAAAAUGGGAAACUGAAAAAGAAAACAUCAGCUAAGGGUGUUUGUUUUAAUAGUUUGAAAGCUAAUCAGUCCAAAGAACUUAAACAGAAUUGCACUCCUAGAUGUAAUGCAAUUUUAACUGAAGUAAGGGGAGAUGACAAUGUACAUGAAAUAAAUUCUUUCAUGUCAGCUAAAUGUGAAGGCAAUGAUAAUAAAGAAAUUGUGCAGAAUGAUAUUGUUAAGUUUAAUAAAAUUUCAUCAAAAGUAUGUGGUGAAGAUAAGGUACAUGAAAUCAGUUCUGAUUCUUUCAUGGUAGUUGAAUGUGAUAGUGAUAAAUACAAUAAGCAUGUUUCAUUAGAAGAGCUAGAUGAAAAAUAUGUAUCAUCUUUAUUAAAAAGAUAUUCUAUAAAACCUUGUGUUGUAGUUCUUGAGAAAAUGAAACUUGAAGAAUGUCAAAACAAUUUUGAGGAUAAACAUAAAAGUAAAACUGAAAAGAAAGUAAUGAAAAGUCUUAAAUCAAAUAUCAAUAAUACUAAUCAGCUGAGUAUUUUCAAAAAAGCUCAUUCAACUUGUAAUACUUCAUUAGCUACUGUGGAAGAUAAGAAAAGAAUGAGCCAUAAAGAUAUGAUAGAUAAAGAAAAUAAGAACAUGUUAAAACUAGGUAUUUACAGUUCGAAUUGCAAACCUGGAGGAGAAGAUAUGAAAUGCCAUUCAAAACAUGUAAUAAAAACUAAUAUAAGUAAACUAUUUUCAAAUAAAUUGAAACCUAGUCAAAGAAGAGUUAAAUAUAAUAAUAAGGCAUCUGGAGAAAGCAGAAAGUGCCAAUCUGAGUAUGCUGAAACAAACUAUAAAAAUAAAUUCAAAAAGGCUUUACCAUUUGUUAAAACCAUCUGUGAAGAAAAGGAAACUAUGAAUAUUGCAAACACUGGAGAAGAUUUGAGCAAAAAUGAUAUGAUUGAUAAUAUUGAACAGUAUAAGGCAGGGAGAGAAAUCAAACAGGGUUUGGAGUACCGUGAAGAACCUUUGUUGGAAGUAGGUUUAAAUAAAGAUAUUUCUACCAGGACAAACUGUAAUCCAAAUAAAAUUAAUAAUUGUGAUUCUUCCAUGAAGAACUGGGAACGAUGCAAAAAAUAUCAAUUUAAAAGUGAAUGCAAUGAAACAUAUCAUGAAAAUAAAAAAAAUUGCAAAAAGACUUUGAUGUGCAAUGAAAGCAUAUGUGAAGACUUAAAAGAGCAAAAUUUAAAUACAAGAGGAGAAUUGAGAAAAAAUGGUAUGGCAAUAAGUGAUAAUGUCAAUCUCUUUACUUUGGAGGAAAAAACUGGAAAAUGCUCUGCGCACCUUGAAAGUUCUGUCUUGGACAGAAGAGAUGGAAGAGAAACAAUUUCUGUAGAUGCAAAAUGUAAGUCUAGGACAAAUGACAUUGAGUAUAACAGUAGUAGUGACAUCCUCAGGAAUGUAAAGGAAAGGGUUAAAGAAAACCAUUUUAAAAAUGAAUAUGAUAAAAAUCAGUAUGAACGUGGUUAUCGGAAAACUUUUGUACCUGUUCAUAUGAAUCAGUCAAAAACAGCACAUAACAAGAGUUUAAAGACCAACAUCAAAAAGACUGAAGAAAGCGAGAGUACUAGUCUUUCUGAUGCAAAACCAGGUCCUUUUCAAACAAAAUAUAAAAGAUUAAGGAUUACAUCUUCAGUACAAAAUACAAAAAAAAGUAGGACUUGUUCAAUGAAUAAUUUUAUGGCAGAGUACCAUAAACCUUUUAAUUCUUUUGAAAUGGAAGAACUGAAACCACAUAGUUUAUUUUUUAGUAGAGAUUGUGAUAGUGUCCUAGAAACUUCAGCCAGAAACAACAUCAUUAAGAGAAAUUCAAGCAGGAUGAAUAAAACACUAUUUGUACAUGAUAAAAAUAUGCCAGUAAACUUUGAUAAACAAACAGUGAGAGGAAACAUCCAGGGAAAUGUUGAUAAUCAUUUUAGAAGCAAGCAUGAAAAUAACAGGAUUAUUGAUUAUAAUACAUAUAAGACAAAAGCUGAUAAUUCAGCUUUAUUAUCUCCACCUGAAAAUGAUUAUCAUGAAGUUUUAUGUAGGAGGGAAAAAUUUACCUGCUUUCAGUGUGGUAAAUAUGUACAUAGUGCAAAAGGAUUAUUUUACCAUACAUGUCCUGGUAAAAGGGCAAUAGGCUAUCUGUGUUACUUUUGUGAGAGAAUAUAUUUAUCUCUAAAGGAGCUGGAACGGCAUAAGCGUAUUCAUAAAAGAUGAUAAAAUUGAUGUGAUUAUUCAUAUUAAAUCCUUUAUCUAUAUGUAUAGUAUUACAACUAUUUUUAAAGAUAUUUUAUAAAUACUUAAUUGCAGAUGUGCAAUUUUUUAACCUUUGUCCGUAAUGAUUGUCAAAAUAAAUAUAUUACAGUUAAAAGUCUUUAAUCCGAACUCGUCGGGACUUUGGCGAUUCCGGAUUAUCGGUUUUUCCAGAUUAUAGAUCAUCAAUUUAAAUCUGGUAAGAUGGCAU